Molecule: messenger RNA, 1311 nt
Organism: Didymodactylos carnosus
Lineage: Eukaryota; Metazoa; Rotifera; Eurotatoria; Philodinida; Philodinidae
Source: the annotation of a GenBank genome assembly
AUGGCAUGGUUGAAGCAUGCCGUCCACAUUCAACUGGUAACAUCAUCGCAUGAUGGUAGAAGAUCACAAGAGGAACUUAUAGCGGCUUUAAAUUCAAUUGAUCUCUCAGAUCCUCCGGCUUGGUUAAAUCCAGCUCGUCAAUUGCAACGUAAAUAUUGUCGAUCAAAAAUAUGUGAUAACAAUAUCACAGACGCUUAUGCUGGUAUAAAAAUGAUAGCAUGUGGAACAGGACAACCGAAAACAACUGUUCGCGGUCGAGCAUGUUUUGCCAUAAUUAUUGAUGGUAUUGACUAUAUGUUAUUUGAUGUUGGUAUGGGUGCUGAAAUAGUAUUAGACAAUUUUAAUAAUACAAAUCAAUUAAAUUUGAUUAAAAGCAUAUUCAUCACUCAUUAUCAUAGUGAUCAUACGGGUGGUAUCGGUAAUGCAUUAAAUUUGGGAUUCUUAGAUCUAAGAACUGCAGCAAGCGAUCGUGUUAAACUAUAUGGUCCAGGAUUUGAUUUGCUUUUUAAUUAUACUCAAGGUAUGAGAUAUUUUUUUGUUAUGGAUUCAAUUAAUCGACAAUUGCAAGUUAACGCAGCAAAAAAGAUUUGUAAUCCAACAUUCGCUAAUCCUACGAGACCAAACUUGAAUCCCACAGUGUUUGAUUCAUUAAAUGUUGAUGGAAUAGGAUAUACCAUUCCACCAUUUGAUAAUAAAACGCAAAUAACGGUAGUCAAUAAUAAAGCGCAGGAUGUAGUUGUUAAAUCAUUUCGAGUUUAUCAUCAUUCAGCUAAUCCAGCUGUGGGUUACAUUAUUCUAACGAAAGGUUAUAAAAUUGUCAUUAGUGGUGAUACAGUGGGUUAUCCAGAAUCAAGGGCUGUAGUGAAUGCAGCUAAAAAUGCUGAUUAUUUAAUACAUGAGGUGUUAAAUAAAACGUUUUUGACAACACAUAGUGAGCCAACCCCAAAUGGUAAAUUUAAUGAUCAAUGUCGAAUUCUUGAUUCACACACACUUGUUCCACAAGUCGCAAGAGUAGCCAAAUUGGCUAAGGUUAAAAAUUUAAUCCUUACACAUAUUGUUCCCGCACCGCUAGCGUUGAAAACACCAACUCCAUUAAAUAAUCAAGUUAUUUUAUUAUUAUCUGACCUUGGCGUAGCGGAUGAAACAUUUUUACAAAUUCAACAACGUUAUUUUAAAUCUAAUAAUCAAACUAUGAGUUGUAUAUCGGCUGCAGAUGAGACACGCGUGAAAUCGCCCGAUAAAGCUGCCGAUACAUCGUACAAUGUAUUGGGCAAUGCAUCAUGGAAUAUAUCGAUCGAUUCAUCUGCUUGA